CUUUUAAAACAUCCUUCCUUUUUCCUGUUUUCUCUCCCUUUCUAUCAAAUGGAACUCAACACUUAUUCCUUCCUCUUUCUGUUUCUAAUUUUUCUGUCCUAUCCUUCCCAAGACAUUGGAACUGACCAGUCUCAGUUCUUCACCCUCAUGAAAUCUUCUCUGUCAGGAAAUGCUUUGUCCGAUUGGGAUAUUCUUGGAGGGAAGUCUUAUUGCAAUUUCACAGGAAUUAGCUGCAAUGAUAGAGGGCAUGUUGAAAAGAUUAACAUGUCUGGAUGGUCAGUUUCUGGCAAUUUUCCAGCCGAUAUAUGCUCAUAUCUGCCAGAGUUGCGCGUUCUUGAUCUCAGCCAAAACCAACUCGGUGGAAAUUUCAUUAACAGCAUUGCCAAUUGCUCUUUCUCAGAAGAACUCAACAUGAAGCGUAUUCACCUAAGAGCAAAACUUCUAGAUUUCUCCAAAAUGAAAUCUCUGCGUGCACUUGACAUCUCAUACAAUCUCUUUAUAGGUGAUUUUUGUUGAAGAAUUUUCAAAAUAUUUUCAGGAUUUGAGUUUGAAUCACAAAAAGUUGGUUUGAAGCAAAUGCACAAACUGCAUGUGAGAAACUGUAAUUUUGGUUCGAACCAUAUAAUUAUGAUUUGAACCAUUUACAUAAAACCAGAAUCCAGAA
Messenger RNA from Rubroshorea leprosula, 664 nucleotides. The record is from the annotation of a GenBank genome assembly. Lineage: Eukaryota; Viridiplantae; Streptophyta; Magnoliopsida; Malvales; Dipterocarpaceae.